Messenger RNA from Suillus subaureus, 1275 nucleotides. RefSeq lists its product as uncharacterized. The coding region runs from base 443 to 1126 and encodes 227 amino acids. NCBI's taxonomy places the organism in Eukaryota, Fungi, Basidiomycota, Agaricomycetes, Boletales, Suillaceae. The record is from RefSeq and is a predicted model, not a curated record. The transcript is spliced from 5 exons.
UUUCGGUGGUGUGACGUUACCGAACGGUUCUCCAGUCUCGCUCACUGGUAGGGAUGACUGAGGAGACGACGAAGUUGGAACCUUCAAGCGGAGUUCAUCGAUCCCGACACUGGACUCGGUCGGUUUUAUUGUCACACAGGGCAAGUUGGUGAGUCCGUGCAGGCCGUAUUUCACGUCCAUUUUGAUAUCAGCUUGGAUACCUACAACACAGCCCAUCAAAUGAGCAACUGUGUUUGUCAUUCUCAUCAUGCAUCAUUUGUCAUUCGCUAUGUCACGGUUGGUCAUUGACACCGCCGUGAGGACCAUGCCAGUCAGAAGCGCAUCAUAAAGCACUGGCAAUACUUCCAACUUGCCAAGUCAGUGGAGGACGAACACGGGAUAUAAAACCAUCACUCGGAUAUCGGAAACAACUCCAAACACUUGUCUGAUAUCCAAGUCCAGCAUGUAUUACAUUGCCGGCCUCACUAUUCCAGUACCCCAACAAGCCGUGGAGGGACUGGCAGUAUUAACCACUUUACGGUUCUUUCAAUAUGGAUCUUCCCGCACUCGUACGAUCGUCCCAAUCGCUAGAGCAGAAUCAGGUCCCAUUCGCACAAGCCCAACCACCUUCAUCGGUAAGGCCGUGACCCCGAUACACGGCCUCGCAUUUUUCAUUCCACCCGUGACAUAUGUUCUAUGCGUCACCGGCAACCUGUUCACGCAGCCUGCGUGGAUGCAGCGCAUGAGCCUACCUAAUGAUUACUUUCAACACAAGACUGAAGUCGCGCUGAGAAUAGUGGCAUGUGCAUUGACCCUUGUACUCCUCAAGUUUGUGGGACGCGCAUUCACACACCUUGGGAACCAGUGGCACACGAUCGGGAGACGGGAGAAGCCUAGAGUCGUGCAGACAGGUCCAUAUGGACUGGUGCGUCAUCCGCUAUACACGUUCGGGCUCAUCCAGCAGGCACUUUUUGCAGUGAUGUUUUGGUCUUAUGCGCCACUUGUGUGUCUUGGUAUUGCUGCGGGCGCUUUCGCUGUCAAGAUGCCUAUUGAGGAGGCUCUUAUUAUGAAGGAUUCUGCUGUUGCCACAGAAUACCGCGCAUACAUGCAAAAAGUGCCUGCACGCGUUAUUCCAUUCCUCUGGUGAUGAAUUUGUAUAUAAGUAGUUGAUAAGCAACAAACUAGUCUUGACCAUAUCUGAAUUCCAAUGGGUGAAGUGUACAGGCAGUAUGAAACCGCUGGCGGGCAAGCAUAAUAUAUCGAAUAACCACUCAUGUCAUCAUGCCACCCGUCAGC